AUGGGGAAGCCCAGCCUGCCAAGCGCGUCGCCCGACAGCGACGCCAUGUCUCUGCACACUCAAUCUGGCGAUUACUAUCGUGAUGCCGACGAGCCGGACCUGUUCGCCGCCACCCAAGGCCACCACAACGAUGACCUUCCGCCAGUGUAUGACGAGGUAGCCGAGGCAAGCGCAAGCACCACCCAGACUGCCCCUCUACUCUCUGACACCGCCCUGCCUGGGUAUCCGUCGUCUUCUGACCUGCAGCCAUUCUUUCGCGAUGACCAGGCUCUCUACUAUCUGUCGGCUAAUCUUGAUUCCGAUCCGGAGCUCCUGGAGUCACGUGUCCGCAGCUGGGCAGCUAUCCCUCCGCGUCCGUUCGUGCGCGUCUAUGGCUACCAUCGCGAGCGGCGCAGCGGCCGCGAUGGGAAGAAGGAGAACAAAAACAUCACCGACUUCGACGUCAAGGUCGAGCUCACGCCUUAUCUCUUUGCCGACGCGACAAAUCGCCAUGCCUGGUCUGAGCUGCGAACUGUUGAGAACGGCGACAAAGCUAAGCGCGGCACCAUCUUUCCGCGCCGCGCGCCCAAAGCCAAGGGCAACAUCGAGCUGGGUGUCGUCGACAAGCCAAACUUGACGCAAUGGUGCCACCUGUAUGUUGCUUCACAUUCGGGGCUGAAGUCGUUCUCGCUGAGGCGAAAAAUGUCGGGGUUCGACCAGGCCCGCGUGAGGGAGCAGCUUGAGGCCUUGGUACGGAGGAUGAACUACAGAGGACACCUCCAUGUGUCGUUUCCCGUGCAGGAUCAUACGGUCCAGGUUUGGAACGAAUGCCGGACGAAUCAGUGGAGACUUACCAAGUGGAUCUACGUCAUGUUCUGCAUUAGUAUGCUGUGGUUGCUGUCGUGGCCUUAUCUGUUCUUACGGACCAAGAGAUUCGAGACCGUGAGCUCGGAAUGGCAUUUCUCGAGGGUAGAUUCCGAAGGCCGCAGGAGGUAUGUUUCGCUCACCGAAGAUCAAUGGUACAAUAUGUGGGCGAGGCCUAUUGCAAAAGCCGUCCUCUCGAAGAGGCAGGGCGUUCUGGAUCAGCAGGAUUUGAUCUCGGCCGACGGCGCGGACCCGGCGUUCAACACUGGUCAUUCGACGGUCGACGGAGCACUGGGCCUCUUCAGGGCCGGUGUCAAUGCAAUGAACGAGGUCAACCGGCAUCUCGGAUGGGGUGAGGACCAGUUUUAG
Molecule: messenger RNA, 1212 nt
Organism: Diaporthe citri
Lineage: Eukaryota; Fungi; Ascomycota; Sordariomycetes; Diaporthales; Diaporthaceae
Exons: 1
Coding region: 1-1212 (403 amino acids)
Source: RefSeq, a predicted model, not a curated record